Molecule: messenger RNA, 3633 nt
Organism: Biomphalaria glabrata
Lineage: Eukaryota; Metazoa; Mollusca; Gastropoda; Planorbidae
Product: NXPE family member 4-like
Exons: 12
Coding region: 267-2249 (660 amino acids)
Source: RefSeq, a predicted model, not a curated record
GUAAUUCAUUAUCCACGCUUCAGGUAGAGUAGCCAGGCUUUAGUUUAGGACUGAUGUCGGAUAAAUUCUUAUGUCGAUUUAAAACAUUUGUGUCAGCCUAUUAGGGAGCCGUGCCCCUUGUGUUUCUUUCCUUAUCUUCCUCCUAUGACUUAUAAAGUACGCUCUAUAGUACGUUUAGAAGGAAUAAAACAAACAAACACACGUUUCUCAUGCUACUGUUUGUUUAAUAAGUUUUGCAGGGUUUCAGCGACAUCUGGUGGUCAGCAAUGUAUCAAUGUCGCUAUCGGAAUCUUCAACCCUGUUUAUUGUCAUCAUUUCUUGUUCUUCUUUGUUUAAGUUUCUGGAUUUCUUUAAGAAGUACCUGCUGUACUCAGGACAAGAUUUUAUCGAGCAUAUUAAGAGGGUCCAAUGUAAACGUAAACUUUCCACCAGACCAAAAACCUUCUUCACGACGUGUCAGCUUAGGCGAUUUAUCAACUAGGGACAAAAAGGUGACGGUCAACCAAACAGAGAAAGACAAACAACAGUUGUCCGUGAGAGAUAUUUUAAGACUGUCUCUCAACACUACUCAGUUACUUAUGGUCAUUGGUAGGAACAAUAAGUGUGCAGAUGUCGCUGUAGAUCCACGCACCUUUUGGAGCAGUCCAACAGAGGAAGAUCCAAACGAUGUAUUCACUGCUGAACAAGACGUCCACAGAAUGUCCCUGGCUAUUGCGUGUGGAAUGCUCGACUGGGACUAUCUGUCUACACCGCCAGUCAAUGAACUGUACUCCUUUGAAAAGUUUUACCUGUCUCGUCCUCCUGUGAUUGAUGUCCUAAGCGCAACCAGUGAGACAUUCUCUACCGUCUUGAUGUUAAACCCCAGCAGGACAUUAACGUUGUCAGAGAUGAUCCAGCUCCAAAUAGAUGUGAAAGACGGGAGGGGAGUCCCUAAAGGAUUUGGAGGAGACGAGAUCCGCGUUUGGUUCCAAGACAAGUUUAUGAGCGGCACAAGCAUGUCUGCCAAAAUAGAAGACCUGGGCAAUGGAACCUACAUCGCGUCAGCACCAGCAUCUUGGAUAGGUACAUUGCGAGUCCAUGUUGCGGUAACCUACUCCAGGGAAUACCUCAGGGCUUUGGUAUAUCUACAGUUGGUUCUAAAAUCAUUUCGACACAUCGGCGCUUUGUUUAAAAAUGAAAAGGCAAGCGAGUUAACGCCCUGUUACCACACAGAAGUCAUACCUGGACACAGCCGGUCUCAGAUUUGUAAUAUGACCACCAUUAACGGCUCUCCUUGGUUCUGUGGUCGGCCAAGGAAACGACAGCUAGAUUGUGAGCUGCACUUCGCUGGAAGCAGGGUCAUCGAGGGGCCUUCAAAUAUUCCCGCCACACCAGCAGAGAUGGCACUAUUUCUUCGUUCGUCUGAGGCCAAUAGUACAGUAUUUCGACUCGUCCCGAAUGACAUACAGUUCAAUGUUGUUGCAGAUGCCUCUGAGAAGCUUUUCCUACAGCCCAAGACUGCUUGCAAUGAAAUACCAAUCUCAGAGACCUGGGACUUUGAAUCCCCAACAGGUUUUAUGUAUAAAAAUGUCUGGAUGCCUCGACAUUGUCACAUAGGUCACUUGAACACAAGUUACAUCUAUCAGGACAUAGAGAUAAUUCUUUUGGGAGAUUCUAAUGGUCGAUCCCACUAUAACAAAUUCGUCCAAGGAUCCUCAUGUGUGCAGGUUAAGAAAGCCUCGACCGAAGCUUGGCACAAACCGUUGCUAUGUGUUCACGAAGGCAACAAGUUCAGGUUGAGAUGGGAACCUCACACCCAACCAUUCAUGAAUGGAUUCAAAAUAGCAGAAAUCGGUUCACUGAAUGCUGCUAGUGUUGAGAUUGAUAAAAUACCUUCCAAGGGACGCUACCUGGUUUUCCUCAACCAUUAUUUCCACAUCACCACUGCACACAUCAGUUCUAUAGAUUACAAGUACAGAGCCAUCAGAGACGCAUUAGUCAGACUGUUUCAAAGAAAUUCUCAAGUUUUAGUCGUGCUCCAGAGUCCCCAUACUUCACAAGUAGGUUGGCCUAAGCAUUACGAGGCUGGAGACAUGCUUGGUCAUGAAAUCAUGAGGCUUCAGAAAGAAAUCUUCUACGAGAUUCGUCACAAGGUCAUUUACUUCAACACCUGGGACCUGACAGUAGCUACAGCCAACAUGAACUUUCACCCCGAGGCUGCUCAUCAGAUAUUUACAACAUUACUUGGUUUUGUUAGCAGAAAGUUUUAACUAAAUCAAUGCUCUUAGAUAGCUUUUUUUCCUAAAGUAGACUGCUGGCCAGCAAUAUUCUAUUCUAUUCAAAGUUAAAAGUGUUUGAUCUGAACUAUCUUUGUAUAGUAUAUCAAAACAAAGAAUGACUAGUGAUAACAUUCCACAGAAAAAUAAUUUUCAAUUCUACAAAUUCUACUAAUGCCUUGAGAAUUAUGAGAAUAUAACUUUCUCUACUCCCAUUCGCAUUAAAUGUGGUUAAUUGAAUUAUUUUUAGUUUGAUAGAUUUAUGCAACAGCAUCAACAAACAUGUAGAUAAACAACAGCAUCAACAAACAUGUAGAUAAACAACAGCUACAACAAACAUGUAGAUAAACAACAGCAUCAACAAACAUGUAGAUAAACAACAGCUACAACAAACAUGUAGAUAAACAACAGCUACAACAAACAUGUAGAUAAACAACAGCUACAACAAACAUGUAGAUAAACAACAGCUACAACAAACAUGUAGAUAAACAACAGCUACAACAAACAUGUAGAUAAACAACAGCUACAACAAACAUGUAGAUAAACAACAGCUACAACAAACAUGUAGAUAAACAACAGCUACAACAAACAUGUAGAUAAACAACAGCUACAACAAACACAUUGGAAUGUGUGGCGGAGUGGCAUUAAAUUCAUAAAUAAAUAACAAUAAUAAUAAUAAGGCUUUUCUUCGAGUCCGAAGAUUAAUGAGGAGUGCAAUAUUUCAAGUGGCUACGCAGUCCCAGCUGAGACCUACAUAUUUUUGCCAAGCCAGCGCUGACAUAACUGUUGUCCAUCGGUGGUUGAUUUUGGAUUCUCUUUUCGCCCUCUACAUAUGUAAUCGUCAGUGAGUCUUCUUUCAAAUGUGUAUCCUUCGGUCUUGGUUAGACAUCUCUAGCUGUAUCGUUCCCAAGCCGCCUCCUGCGAGGUGAGGUGUUCUCUUCAUCAGUUACAUUCAAUUCUCCCCCCCCCCCCAGCGUCACAGCAAUAUCAGAGAGAGAGCUUGUUUAUGUCGAAGUGUAUGAGUCGCACUCCUAAGUUAUUGACAUGUCCUUUGGUUAAAUGGUGUGCGCUGGACACUCUUUCACGAACAAUCUGACCUAAAUCAAGAGGAUUUCAGAGUGACCUCAGACUAUCUCGCUAGAUUUUAGUUUUAUAAAGUGCUAUCAAUUUCAUAUCUAAAAAAACUUGUUUGAUUUACAUUCACGUUUAGGGUUGAACAGAAAAUCUUGAAAUCUAUUGUAACUCUGUGUACUUUAUUUGAAGAAUUGUAAAUUUUCUUACGUAUUUCAGAUAUUUUGUUUUUGUCCUAAUUUAUAGAAAUUUAGUCGUUGAUAUUGGAAUCAAUUGAUUUAUACCAAAAUAUAUUCUGUGUUUCAUA